Messenger RNA from Malaclemys terrapin pileata, 1084 nucleotides. RefSeq lists its product as uncharacterized. The record is from RefSeq and is a predicted model, not a curated record. Bases 206 to 853 code for a protein of 215 amino acids. The transcript has 2 exons. Lineage: Eukaryota; Metazoa; Chordata; Testudines; Emydidae.
UGCAACGCAGUGCCGCGUGAAAAUCAAGGAGCUGAGACAAGGCUACCAGAAGACCAAAGAGGCAAACGGACGCUCCGGAUCCCAUCCCCAGACAUCCCGUUUCUACGAGGCACUGCAUUCCAUCCUCGGUGCGGCCGCCACCACUACCCCACCACUGACCGUGGACUCUGAGGAUGGGAUAUUGUCCACGGCCGGUUCCUCGGACAUGUUAGCGGACGGGGAAGAUGAGGAAGGAGAUGAGGAGGGCGAGGCAGUCGGCAGCGCUCACAACACUGAUUUCCCCGACAGCCAGGAUCUCUUCAUCACCCUUACAGAGAUCCCCUACGAAGCGUCCCCAGCCGUUACCCCGGACACAGAAUCUGGGGAAGGAUCAGCCACCACAUCUGCGACUGUCUCACAACCUAGCCUGGCAUCACACUCCCAGAGGCUAGCGAAGAUUAGGCAUAGGAAGAAGAGGACACGGGAGGACAUGUUCUCUGAACUUAUGGCCUGUUCCCAAGCCCAGGCAGCACAGCAGACCCAGUGGCGGGAGGAAUUGACCCAAAUGCAGCAAGCAAACAUGGAUCGGGAGGAGAGGUGGCGGCAGGAAGACCAGCAGGCGACUCAAACGCUGCUUGGACUACUGAGGGAGCAAACAGACACGCUCCGGCGCCUUGUGGAUGUUCUGCAGGAACGGAGGCAGGAGGACAGAGCCCCGCUGCAGUCCAUCUCUAACCGCCCUCCCCCGCCACCAAGUCCCAUACCCACCUCACCCAAAGUGCAAAGAAGGAGAGGCGGCAGAGUCCCUGCUAACUCUCACUCCACCCCUGCAGAGAGCUCUAGUAGCAGAAGGCUCUCAUUCCCCAAAACUUGAAAAGUUCUUUCCUUCCCGCCUGACACAAGCCCCCGUCCAAGUUUCACCUCCCAGUUCCAUGUGUAGUUGAUAAUAAAAAAUACGUUCAUGUUAAGUACUGUUUCAAUGAUGUUCUUUUGGAGGAGGAGGGGAAAGGGGGUUGGUAAUUGGACAGGACAGUCGCCUUUGGCAGGGUACAUAGGCGGGGGCAGGCACAGCAGCAGGGCACAUACACAGUGCAGUGAUGCAGUG